GUUUUGCUCGAGCCCUACACAUACAUCACUGCCAACACGGGGAAAAAGACCACAGAAAAGCUUGUCCAAGCCUUCAACCUCUGGCUUAAUGUUCCUAAGGACAAGCUUGCGGUCAUCAUCCGUGUUGUCAGUCUUUUCCAUAAUGCCGGUCUCUUGGUAGACGACAUUGAAGACGGCUCUCAGCUGAGACGUGGGAUUACAGGCAUGUCUGCUAUUGGCGAUAUCCUCGCGCAUAAAGUAUAUGGCAUUCCCCGUACCAUCAAUGCCGCCAAUUACGUCUACUUCCUAGCAUAUCAGGAGUUGUCCUCCCUGAGGCCCAAAGGGCAGCGUCGCGCUUGUGAUUCUAGUGCAAGUCCAGACAGUGGGCUCAGGGACGACAGUUCCACCGCCGAGAAACCCGAACGCCUUAUUUCCGAUCGCGACCUGGACCUUGUAGUGAAUGCCGAGCUCAUAUCAUCCCACCAUGGACAGGGAUUGGACAUCCUCUGGCGUGAUACCCUCAGCUGUCCCACAGAAGAUGAGUAUGUGCAGAUGGUAAAAGACAAAACAGGCAGUCAUCUGAGGGCUACUGCCAAACUCAUGAUGGCAUGUGCUACGACGAACACGAACGUUGACUAUGUCCCUUUGUCCAAUCUCAUUGGAAUUUAUUACCAAAUACGCGAUGAUUACAUGAAUCUCCAGAGCGAUGAGUACACAGACACGAAGGGGUUUGCAGAAGAUUUAUCUGAAGGAAAAUUCUUUUUCCCUGUUGUUCACGGCAUCCUCGAACAGCCUGAAAACCAACUGAUCAUGGAUGUCCUACAAAAACGUCCCGAGACUCCUACUCUCAAGCAUCGCGCUAUCGAGUAUCUCAGAAACACCACCAAGUCGUUUGAUUACACCCUAGCAGUGCUCCAUAAGUUGGAGCAACAAGCCAGGGGAGAAGUUGAGAGACUUGGCGGAAACCCGAUAUUAUCUGCGCUUUUGGACAAGCUUCAUGUCGAUGCAUGA
Molecule: messenger RNA, 990 nt
Organism: Suillus plorans
Lineage: Eukaryota; Fungi; Basidiomycota; Agaricomycetes; Boletales; Suillaceae
Product: isoprenoid synthase domain-containing protein
Exons: 8
Biological process (GO): isoprenoid biosynthetic process
Molecular function (GO): prenyltransferase activity
Source: RefSeq, a predicted model, not a curated record